Molecule: messenger RNA, 2398 nt
Organism: Chenopodium quinoa (quinoa)
Lineage: Eukaryota; Viridiplantae; Streptophyta; Magnoliopsida; Caryophyllales; Amaranthaceae
Product: glutamate receptor 2.1-like
Exons: 5
Coding region: 158-2398 (746 amino acids)
Cellular component (GO): plasma membrane
Molecular function (GO): ligand-gated monoatomic ion channel activity; signaling receptor activity
Source: RefSeq, a predicted model, not a curated record
GAAAGUGGAAGCUAUAAUAGUAGGCAUAGAAGAUUGGCAAACUACAACAUUAGUAGCAAAAAUUGGAAGUCUAGCUCAAGUACCAGUUCUCUCACUUGCUGCAUCACCUCCUAUCACCUCACCAUCCGCGUCACUCCAAUGGCCAUUCCUAGUCUAAAUGUCUCAUAACGCGACUCAACAAGUCCAAAACAUAGCAUCCAUCAUUCAUAGCUACCUUUGGCGUAGGGUCAUUGUAGUGUAUGAAGACCACGUUACCACGAGUUGUGGUAAUUGUGGCACAAUCUCUCUUCUCACUACAUACCUCCAAAACAUCGGAUCUCAAAUCGAACACCACCUUGUUCUUCCACCACUUGGAUCAAUUACCGAUCCUAGAGGUACUAUAAGCGAAGAAUUAUUAAAGUUUGCCAAUGGAAGAUUUUAUUCAAGGGUUUUCAUUGUUCUUAGAGUAUCACUUCCUUAUGUUAGCCUUUUGUUUGAGGAAGCAAAAGGGAAUGGACUAAUGAGGAAUGACUCGGCUUGGAUACUUUCGGAAGCUAUUACUAGUUUUCUUCCCUCAUUGGACAACUCUACCAUGUUAAAUAUGGAAGGUGCUAUAGGAAUUAUGGCCAAGUUUGAUAACUCUACAAAGGGUUUUGAAGUAUUUGAUGCAAAAUUUGGGAUCAAAUUUCUUCAAGCAUUUGAAAAAGAACGGUAUUAUGAGCCGAGUUCUCAAAAUCUAAUUGCAUAUGAUGCUAUCACAACAAUUAUCAAGGCUAAGCAAAGCCUUAGUAACAACAUUGGUGAUCAUAUUGUUACAUCUAAGAGCUUCCUCAACGAAAUUUUACGAAGUAAUUUUUCAGUGAAUACUAGCACAAGACUAGUGAACAUUGCUAGUUCAAAUUACCAAGAAGUAUUGGAUUUUAGUAGUGAUGAUAUUGAGGAUGAGGAUACCGCGAAAACACUAGCAAGUGUAAUAAAAUGGCCAGGGGACUUGACGGGUGCCAUUCCAAAGGGAUGGGCGAUGCCAACAAGCUCAAAACCUAUGAGAAUUGGAGUUCCGAUUGCUCAUAAUUACUAUAACUACAUCAGUUAUAAUGGGAGUAGAGCUCUUGAUGGCGAUUUUUGUUUAACAAGACAUGUUCCGAAUUCACUCCAUAAUACAAAUUUUAGUGGCUUAAGUGUUCGUCUUUUCGAUGAGGUGCAACAAAACUUGGAUUAUAGACUACCUCAUGUGUUCAUUCCAUACAAUGGCUCAUUUGAUAAUCUUAUUAAACUUGUGCAUAACAAGGUAACUUAUUUUUUUUCUCCAAUUGGAAAAAAUUGUAGUAAAAUGGAAGUCAAUUUUUUUAAUAAAAUGUUUUUUUUUUUUUUGCAGUGUUUUGAUGCUGCAAUUGGUGAUAUAACAAUAUUAGGAAGGCGAAUGGAACUUGUAGAUUUCACUCUUCCAUUUGAAGAAUCAGGAUUAUCCAUCAUUCGGCCUGCAUCCAAAUCUUACAAUUCUCACGGUCCUUGGAUAUUUUUGAAGCCCUUCACGUCGAAAAUGUGGCUAGUAACGUUCUUCAUAUUCGUGUACAAUAUGAUUAUCAUAUGGGCUUUGGAGCGUGGAAACAACCCCGAGUUCAGAGGAACAUGGACAAAUCAGCUUUGUGCAAUAGCUUGGAUUUUCUUUCCUCUUUCCCAUCUUAAUACUACCGAAAUUUCUCCCUUUAUUUGGGAGGAAAUUUCCUCCAAACUAGCAAGAGUGGUGGUGAUAAUGUGGUUUUUCAUGAUAAUGAUAUUGACCUCAAGUUAUACUGCCAAUCUCACCUCCAUGAUCACUAACGAUCGACUCAAUCGGACAUCAAUCGACGUUGAGAUGCUGCAAAGAACCAAUGCUAAAGUUGGUUAUGAUAAAUCAUCAUUUGUAAACACAUUUUUGCAAGAUCUGCUUAAGUUUAAUUCUACAAACAUAAUUCCCAUGGAAGCAAAGUUUGAGGAUAUUCACAUGGAAUUGCAAGCAAGAAACAUUUCAGCAGCAUGCCUUGAGUACCCUUAUGCGCAGCUCUUUGUCACAAAGUUUUGCAAUGAAUACAUUAUGACCAAUCCAAUCCACAGAUUUGGCGGCUUCGGAUUUGUUUUUCCCAAGGGUUCUCCAAUUACAGAUGAUGUUUCUAAGGCUAUACUAAACCUUACAGAACUUAAUCAUCUCAAACAACUGGAGAAAACUUACUUAAAUAUAUGUAGCGAUUGCACCAGUACUGCCGAAGACUCUGAUAACAGUAAUGAUGGUAAACAAAGCAGUUUAAGCAUAGAAAGCUUUCAAGUUCUGUUCUACGUUUCAGGAGCAGCAACUAGUAUUUGUUUAUUAGCAUCUUUUAUUCCCUUGUCCAGAAAAUUCUUUAAAAGGAUGGCAACUCGAGAAAUAGCUCCUAGUAAUUAA